UGAGAGGAAACUGAAAGUGAAAUUUAGACAGAAGGCUUUCAAAAGCGAAGCUGAAAGCGCGUAGCGGAAGCUGAGGACCCUAGUAAGAUUCCGCUGCAGAUGUCACCCUCUACAACCUCAAAAAUGUCUCUGGAAAAGAUGUGGGAAGAUGUCACCUGUUCCAUCUGUCUGGAUCCCAUGGUGGAGCCUAUGAGUAUCGAAUGUGGCCAUUGCUUUUGCAAAGAAUGCAUUUCUAAGGUUGGGGAAAAUGGGGGCAGUUCAUGUCCCCAGUGCAGGAAACACUUUAUGCUAAGAAACCUCAGGCCCAAUUGGCAUAUAGCCAACAUGGUGGAAAAUCUUAAACAAGUGGCCCAGAAUACCAAGAAGGGCACCCAGGAAAUGCACUGCACAAAGCAUGGAGAGACACUUCACCUGUUCUGUGAGGAGGAUGGGCAGGCCCUUUGCUGGGUGUGUGCCCAGUCUGGGAAACACCGGGACCACACCAAGGUUCCUAUUGAAGAAGCCGCUAAGAUAUACCAGGAGAAGAUCCACUUGGCUUUAGAAAAACUGAGAAAAGGGAAAGAGUUGGCCGAGAAGUUGGAAAUGAAUCUUGCAAUGCAAAGAACAGACUGGAAGAGGACCGUUGACACACAGAAGUCGAGGAUUCACGCAGAGUUCGUACAUCAGAAUAGCUUGCUGGCUCAGGAGGAACAGAGGCAGCUGCAGAGGCUGGAGAAAGACGAAAGGGAGCACCUGAGACUCCUGGGAGAGAAGGAGGCAAAGCUGGCUGAGAAGAACCAGGCCCUGCAGGAGCUGAUCUCAGAACUGGAGAGGAGGAGCCGGGGUUCAGAGCUAGAGCGACUUCAGGAGGUGAGGAUCGUCCUGGAAAGGAGUGUAUCCUGGAACCUGGACACAUUAGAAGUUGACUCCCCAGACCUGACAAGCACAUGCCGUGUGCCAGGGCGGAAGAAGAUGCUGAGGACGUGUUGGGUUCAUAUUACUCUGGAUCGCAAUACCGCCAACUCAUGGCUCAUCAUCUCAAAGGAUCGGAGACAAGUGAGGAUGGGAGACAUUCAUCAGAAUGUGUCUGAAAAUGAUGAGAGGUUUAAUCAUUUCCCCAUGGUUCUAGGUGCCCAGAGAUUCUCCUCUGGGAAAAUGUACUGGGAGGUAGAUGUAACCCGAAAGUCAGCCUGGGAUCUGGGGGUUUGCAGAGAGUCUGUACAGAGGAAAGGGCAGUUUUCACUCAGUCCUGAGAAUGGCUUCUGGACCAUUUGGCUAUGGCAAAAAGACAACUAUGAGGCUGGUACUAGUCCUCAAACCCCCCUACACAUUCAGGUACCUCCGUGCCAAAUUGGGGUCUUUGUGGACUAUGAGGCUGGCAUUGUCUCCUUCUACAACAUAACUGACCACGGCUCCCUCAUCUACACCUUCUCGGACUGUGCUUUUGCCGGACCUCUGAGACCCUUCUUCAGUGUCGGUUUCAAUGAUGAUGGGGGGAAUGCAGGGCCCCUAAAGCUCUGUCCACUAAAGAUGUGAUAGUCAGGAGCCAGUGCCUACUGACAGCACUUCCCGGACACUUACCUCCUCCUUAUCCUGGUCAUGAUCCAAUGACUUAACUACUGAGGACAAUUCUGGAUACUGCUACUCACUUCCUGUUGGUGUUCUUUAGCCAUGAACUUUGUCAUUCUGACUCAUCUAGUUGGAACUGCCCUAAAUCCUCAUCUCUUUAAAAGAGUCAGGGUCCCAGAAUGAAAGAGUCAGCUGGACAUAACUAAAAGUCAAUGUCUGCUGACCUUCAGCAUCAUUAUACCCGACAGAUUCCUCAAUGAUUCCUCAGUGAAACAGACUCCUCUCAGUGGUCCCAAACUCAUCUAGCUCAGACAAAAACACAUUUCUGCCUCCUUUCUGUGACUUCCUUUGUUUUCUCUAUCUUUGGUUGUUACCUUUGGCCAGAUACCUAUCUAUUCCUAUGUCAUCUGUUGCUUGCAGAAGGACUUCCUAAAAAUUGUGCUUGGUCUGUCCUAUUCAAUUCUUGAUAGUAAACUCAAAAUAUUUGUCAUUAACCUUGUACAUCUUUUGGGUUGGUUUGGUUUUUUUGUUUAUUUGUUAUGGGAGGGCUUUGGGGGUUUUAUUGUUGUUUGUUUGUUUGUUUGUUUGUUUUCCCUCCCUGGAAUGCUCUAUGCACUUCUUCUGUAGACUCAGGUCAAGAAUAUUUUCCAGGGUAAGAAACGAAAGCCAGGAUAAAGUAAUGAAAGUGGUUCAGACAAGAGCAGAAUGUAACACUGACAGUAUACUCAAUAUCCCCAGUGAUAGCCAAAGUCUAGGUGCCAUGGUGGUCUAGUCAGUGAGUCCCUGCUGUUGACUCUCACAAGAACAGCUGCACUCAGCCACUGCCUGCUGUCAGUUUGCAGAUAUGCUGUUCCCUUGUUCCAUUGCCUUGAAGAAAGUGAAAUUAGUAGCUGAACUAGUACACAAAUAUUUUGAGGGCUUCAAAAAUGUUGUCAGCAGAGUUAGGAGAAAGUUUGGAUAAAUGGUCAAUUAUGAAAAUCCAGGAUGGUUUCUAUGAGGACAACAUCACUAGAGCUAAAGAUACAUUAGCAAAGUCAAUUAAUGGCUCAGCUAGUAGGCUGAAUGAGACUCACGUAUGUCCAGUAAAAAAAACUAAGCGUUAACUUUUAAAUUGAUCUUUCUUCUUUGUUUUGUCUUGGAGUUAACACUGUAAAUAAUAAUUUGUACCUUUUGAUUUUCACACUGGUGGAAGGAAACUAUUACAAGAAACUUGCAGUUUCUCACAUUCUGAACACCAUGCUGUACCAGAUUAUCUCACUACCUGGAGCUGUAUGUUACAUUGCUAAUAAACCCCUUGUUCUCUACUGAAAGGAAUUACAAGGUUUCGUACUAUUUCAGCUUUCACCCCCAUAGUCAAUAACAAGUGGUCUGGAUACAAGUCUCUUUGUCACAUAAAAGUUACCUUGAGAAAGAUCUCCAAGUACUGAUUCCAAUUCUGAUUAAUAUUGAUAAUAUUAAUAAGGUCAAAUAAAGCCUAUUGAUUUUCCUGAGCUGCUUUCAUUCUACUACCACCUUCCAAAUUAACAGACACAAAGUAUUAAAGAAACAUUAUUAUCUGUGCUGUCUUUAGCCGGACAGACUCUGAGCAUGGAGAAAGAUGGGCACAGGGUCCCUCUCCUGGCUAAGGAGUUUUUGACAAAUUGCUGGGAGAAGGAGAAUUAGCUGUCUUUCAGGGUGUGGACUCUGGGGGGGGCAAAUCACCCCCAAUGAAAGCCACGUCUCCAGGAGUGUAUGGGCAGCAUAAACAGUGAUUGGUGGGUUACUUUUAAAGAGUAAGAGGAGGAACGAUACAAAUUUGGUAGGAUAGGAAAUGGCAUGGAUUUGGGACGUGUGAGGAAGGGGGAUAAAUAUGAUCAAAAUACAUUGAAAUUCUCAAUUUUAAAAUGAGUUUAGAAAGAAAGUAUUGUAUCAAAAUUUCAAAGACGCUAAGAAAAAAGUUUUAAAAUAUAACUAUAAUUUGUUUUGCAUUAUAUGUAACAAAUUUCCUGUUUAUAUGUCAGUCAUGCUGUGGCUAAUGAUAAACAUGCAAUCAGGGCACAAUCAAGAAAUAUGAAGAUUAUGGCAAACCUCCGUAUUUGACUCAAACUAAACUGAUGUUUUGACAAUAAACAUUUAUUAACCUGUAA
Molecule: messenger RNA, 3674 nt
Organism: Grammomys surdaster
Lineage: Eukaryota; Metazoa; Chordata; Mammalia; Rodentia; Muridae
Gene: Trim21
Product: tripartite motif containing 21
Exons: 7
Coding region: 100-1515 (471 amino acids)
Molecular function (GO): protein binding; zinc ion binding
Source: RefSeq, a predicted model, not a curated record